AUGCCUCGAGAGCCGCCUCCAUGGAGAGGUGCGCGCACCAUUAUUAAAGGGAAGAAGGCCGCUCUCAUGAGUGAAGAGGGCAUUUUCAUCGCAAAGACUGUCGGAAAUCGUUAUGGUGGAGGUUACUUUGAUGACAACCGGCAAUUAAAAGGCGAAUGGAUCACAACCAGCGUCCUGAACCGCGGAACUCUCAUUUGGGAUGGAGACCGUUUUCAUCAUCUCGAUCCCCUAUCUCGAUCGAUGCAUGCGUACCAGGGUACAGAGUCCUACGAUGCUUCGAUUCCAGCACGGCUACUGGUCGGUUACUCUGCGUACACGCUGGAGCCAGUUCUUGCAAGGGCGGCUAUUAAGCAUCACAUAUACUCGAAUGCCGACGAUCUCGCUGGUUUGGAACUCGAAGUUCCUUCUGAAGGGACUCUCUCCCAAUCCGAGGUCAUUUUCCAUCAUGCUCUCACCGUACCUGGAAAUCUUCGCGCAGUGAAGCACCUUUUGAUUGGGGAGGACUGGAGGAAGGCAUUUGCUGAUGGAGACCUCACUGCCGAGCAAGCGAAGUGUCUGGCCUUUCAGUCCGCUCAAUCCCUUCACACUGGACAAACGCCGAUCGUCGUUGCUUCUAUUCAGCCACCAACAACUAUGCAAGUCCCUCACCAGAUUUCGCCCUCUCUUGAACAAUGCGUCGACUCUGGUCGGCUCCAUGGGCCCAAAAAUCGCCGCUAUCGAGAAAUCCUUCCUUCCAUUGCGCAGCAUCACUACAUCGACUGUAAGCCUGCGACAUUUCUUUACCGCGCUCCUUACGUUUCCAAUAUGAGAUACCCAGCCAGACUUUACUCGGAUCUGGCUGCUUUCGCCAAAGCUCAUCCUAAAGACAAGUUCAACGCUACAGCCAUGCUCUUCGCUAUUGAGCUCUGGGUUACUAUCUCUGAGUGCCCCACCAAGCGUAGAGAACCACAUGCUAAAGAGCCAGUUCCUGAAGUUUCUCUGCCCGUCUUCCUGGUUUACUUUGAGCACUGGUUGAAGAUUCAUGAGCACCUUCAGUGUAUUGCGUUUGCUCACCCUUUUCGCAUCAUACAGCUCAUGUAUAUCAACGAUAUCCUGACAGAGGGUGGUAGCGCAUUUCUCAUUGAUGAGUCCGCUAUUGAUUCUGACCGAGUGCGCGAUCUUAUAUACGAGGCUGAGUCGAUUGAUCCCAACAUUAUCGUGGACGAACGCGUGGAUAUUUUCCCAUUCAUGGUCAAUGGUACCAAGAUGGUUCUCCCCCAAGACUACUCCGGCACGUUUCGUCUAUCUCCGACUGAACAGGCGUUGCUUGGGAUGCCCGAUCUACGAAUCCUGAGCCACCCAUCACUACCGACCACGGACGACGUAGAGAUCAAAAUCGCCAUCCCCGAAGCUAUUGCCCAGAUCACCUUUUGCAAACGAACCACGAGCGACUUCCCCUACACAAACUACUUCUUCGAUACGACCAAGGAUGGUCCGACAUCUCUGUUCGGAAGUAACCUGAAGUGCGGCACUAUCUGGACACACGAGUUCCAGAUGUAUACACAACCAUCAGAUCUUCCGAUCGAAGCAUACUUCAAGGUAAACAUGUUUGACAGGUGGUCUCAAAUUCUCAAUCGGCGCAUGGCUUGGCUUGAGACGCUUGGUGUGCUAGGCAAAGUUCGAGUUCGGGUUGGUAAAGAUGGUUUACCUGGCUAUCAUGGCAUGCCAUCGGAGGACGAAAGCCGCAGCAUUGAUGAUGCAACUAUGGAAAAGAUGGCAGAGCGCGCUCUGGAGGAUCCGAGGAAUAGGCUUAUCGAUGAAGCCAAAGGAUAUGAGGGAUGGUGCCUCGAAUCGAGCGGUUCUUCAGACGAUCAGUGA
Molecule: messenger RNA, 1857 nt
Organism: Fusarium subglutinans
Lineage: Eukaryota; Fungi; Ascomycota; Sordariomycetes; Hypocreales; Nectriaceae
Exons: 1
Coding region: 1-1857 (618 amino acids)
Source: RefSeq, a predicted model, not a curated record